UGCGCCGCCAUUUUACCCACUUUCACACUGAAUGACGGAGGGAUCGGCGGUGCACCCAUCCCUCUGUUUAUUCACUUUUUUUGUCCUCGCUCCUCCCGUCUCCUCCUCCUGCCUCCCACUGCUGUGCCAGACUGUGGUGAGCAGUCCUCCCCCCCAGCGCUGCUGCUGCUGCUGAGGCUGAGACGCGCUCCCUCUCCGCGGCUCCGCCGGAUUCUCCAUGUAUGGACGCGCACAGGGAUGUGAUGCUGUAGCCUCACCGACGACACAGACAAAAAUACAAGCUGCGGAGACGAGAUUCGAGGAGGCACCAGAAAUCCCCGGCGUCGUUUUGAAUGGACAGGAGAUUCACCCUCUGCGGUUGUCGAGUCUGAGUUGCUGAGGUGUCAGGUAUCCACCAGAUCUCCAGCUCUCCCCAACACCCAGCUGCAAGAUGGCAGGGGCCUCGGUGAAGGUGGCCGUAAGGGUCCGGCCCUUCAACUCCAGGGAGAUUGGGAAAGACAGCAAAUGCAUCAUCCAGAUGACAGGAAACACAACAACGAUCCUGAACCCAAAGCAGCCUAAAGAAAACAAGAGCUUCAACUUUGACUUUUCGUACUGGUCCCACACCACGCCAGAGGACAUCAACUAUGCAUCUCAGGUGCAGGUGUAUAGGGACAUCGGAGAGGAAAUGCUUCUCCAUGCCUUCGAAGGCUACAACGUGUGCAUAUUUGCAUACGGCCAGACGGGAGCAGGCAAAAGCUACACCAUGAUGGGCCGCCAGGAAAAGGACCAGCAGGGGAUCAUACCUCUGCUGUGCGAGGACCUUUUCACCAAGAUCAAUGACAGCAAUAACGACAACAGCAAGUCGUACUCUGUGGAGGUGAGUUACAUGGAGAUCUACUGUGAGCGCGUGCGUGACCUGCUGAACCCCAAAAAUAAGGGAAACCUGCGUGUCAGAGAGCACCCACUCAUGGGACCCUACGUGGAAGAUCUGUCCAAGCUGGCCGUCACCUCCUACAACGACAUCCAGGACCUGAUGGAUUCUGGGAACAAGGCCAGGACCGUGGCUGCCACCAACAUGAACGAGACGAGCAGCCGCUCCCACGCUGUUUUCAACAUCAUCUUUACGCAGAAGAAACACGACAUGGACUCAGAAAACGUGUCAGAAAAGGUGAGCAAAAUCAGUCUUGUGGACUUGGCUGGCAGUGAACGGGCAGACUCAACCGGAGCAAAAGGAACCCGUCUAAAGGAAGGAGCUAACAUUAACAAGUCUCUGACCACACUGGGGAAAGUUAUUUCUGCUCUGGCUGAAGUGGAUUCAGCACCAAACAAGAACAAGAAAAAGAAGAAGGUAGAGAAUUUCAUCCCCUACAGAGACUCAGUUCUGACCUGGCUACUGAGGGAGAACUUAGGUGGAAACUCUCGCACAGCCAUGGUGGCCGCCCUCAGCCCUGCAGACAUUAACUACGAUGAAACCCUCAGUACUCUCCGAUAUGCUGAUCGUGCUAAGCAGAUCCGCUGCAACGCCGUGAUCAACGAGGACCCCAACAACCGGCUGGUGCGUGAGCUGAAAGAGGAGGUGGCUCGUCUCAAAGACCUGCUGUACGCACAGGGCCUGGGAGACAUCAUAGAGAACCUGUGCGAUUAUAAGAACAAUGUGAAUAAUCGCCAGGCUGCCGAUCAAAGGGGUGAUCUUUCCGCAGUGACCAACGCCAUGACAGGAAUGAGCCCCUCCCCGUCGAUUUCCGCUCUGUCCAGCCGCGCCGGCUCCAUCGCCAACCUCCACGAUCGCAUCUUCAGCCCGGCCAGCGAAGAGACCAUUGAAAGGCUCAAGGAAACGGAAAAAAUAAUUGCAGAGCUCAAUGAGACAUGGGAGGAGAAGCUGCGCCGUACAGAAGCCAUCCGCAUGGAGAGAGAGGCCCUCCUGGCUGAGAUGGGUGUUGCUAUGAGGGAGGAUGGAGGCACUGUGGGUGUCUUCUCCCCUAAAAAGACGCCUCAUCUGGUGAACCUGAACGAGGACCCGCUCAUGUCCGAGUGUCUGCUCUAUUACAUCAAAGACGGCAUCACCAAGGUUGGCCGUGAAAAUGCUAAGACUCGGCAAGACAUCGUCCUCAGCGGCCAUUUCAUUAAAGAUGAACAUUGCACUUUCAGCAGCACCACCGGCCCACAGGGAGAAGGGUGUGUUGUCCUUGAGCCUUGUGAGGAGGCAGAGACCUACGUCAAUGGGAAGAGAGUGACAGCACCCACUGUUCUGCGGUCCGGGAACCGCAUCAUCAUGGGGAAAAGCCACGUGUUUCGCUUCAAUGACCCUGAGCAGGCCCGCCUGGAGCGAGAGAGGACGCCGUGUGCAGAGACGCCGGUGGAGCCCGUUGAUUGGGCUUUUGCUCAGAGGGAGCUGCUGGAGAAACAAGGCAUCGACAUGAAGCAGGAGAUGGAGCAGAGGCUUCAGGAGCUUGAAGAUCAGUACCGUAAAGAAAGAGAAGAAGCCAGUAACCUGCUGGAGCAGCAGAGACUGGACUAUGAGAGUAAAUUAGAGGCCCUUCAGAAACAAGUGGACUCCCGGUACCUGGAGUCACCAGAGGAGGAGGAGGAGCCUGAGGAGGAAGUCCCGUGGACUCCGCGCGAGACCGAGCUGGCGCUGUGGGCUUUCAGGAAGUGGCGUUUCUACCAGUUCACCUCCCUCAGGGAUCUACUCUGGGGCAAUGCCAUCUUCCUCAAAGAGGCCAACGCCAUUAGCGUGGAGCUGAAGAAGAAGGUGCAGUUCCAGUUCGUGCUGCUGACAGACACCCUGUACUCUCCGCUGCCUCCCGACCUGCUGCCGCCCAGUGUUGCCAAAGAGAGGGAGAGACGACCGUUCCCUCAAACGAUCGUGGCAGUUGAAGUACAAGAUCAGAAGAAUGGAGCCACACAUUACUGGACUCUGGAAAAACUCAGGCAGAGGCUGGACCUGAUGAGGGAGAUGUACGACCGCGCUGCGGAGUUGCCCAGCAGCGCUGUGGAGGACUGUGACCACGCCCUGACGGGAGGAGACCCCUUCUACGACCGCUUCCCGUGGUUCCGUCUGGUCGGCAGGGCUUUCGUGUACCUGAGCAACCUGCUGUAUCCGGUUCCGCUGGUGCACCGCGUGGCCAUCGUCAGCGAGAAGGGAGAGGUGAAGGGUUUCCUCAGAGUGGCUGUGCAGGCCAUCUCAGCUGACGAGGAGGCCCCUGAUUACGGCUCUGGAGUGAGGCAGUCGGGCACUGCCAAGAUCUCUUUUGAAGACAAACAAUUUGAGAAGUUCCAGACUGAGUCUUGUCCUAGUGCCAUGUCGCACUCCAACACCUCCCAGGAAGAGCUGCGGAUUGUGGAGGGAGAAGGACAAAACUCUGAGUUUGGAAUCUCUGCAGAUGAAGUCAACAACAACACGUGUGAAGCCCUGGAGUCUCCUCGCAGUCCUGUGAAGAGUUUGAGUCUGGGCAUGGACCUGCCCCUGGAGCUGUCUCCAGAGAAAGCUCUCUCUCACCUGAAGAUUGGCAGCACCUUCACCUUCAGAGUCACCGUCUUACAAGCAUCCAGCAUCUCAGCAGAAUAUGCAGACAUAUUCUGCCAAUUCAACUUCAUCCACCGUCAUGACGAAGCUUUCUCCACUGAGCCACUGAAGAACACUGGCAGAGGACCUCCGCUGGGCUUCUAUCAUGUACAAAAUAUCACAGUGGAAGUGACCAAGUCUUUUAUGGAGUACAUCAAGACUCAGCCCAUUGUCUUUGAGGUUUUCGGACACUAUCAGAAACAGCCCUUCCCCCCACUCUGCAAAGAUUUGAUCAGUCCGCUGAGACCAUCCAGGAGGCAGUUCCCACGAGUGAUGCCAUUAUCCAAACCAGUGCCAGCCACCAAGCUCAACACCCUGACUCGCUCCACUGCAGGACCUUGCCAUGCAAAAUACGACCUCAUGGUCUUCUUUGAGAUCUGUGAGCUGGAAGCUAACGGAGACUACAUCCCAGCUGUCGUCGACCACAGAGGUGGGAUGCCGUGCCACGGGACAUACCUCUUACAUCAGGGCAUUCAGCGACGGAUCACAGUAACCAUUGCCCACGAAACAGGACAUGAUAUUGAGUGGAAAGAGGUGAAGGAGCUUGUUAUUGGACGUAUUCGAAACACUCCGGAGGCCGACGAGACCAUCAUAGAUCCCAACAUCCUUUCUCUCAACAUAUUGUCCUCCGGAUACUUUUGGCCAAAACACGACGACAACGUAUCCUUGGGAGUUGAUCAUAGAACGUUUUACCGAUUCGAGGCAGCGUGGGACAGCUCCAUGCACAACUCUCUGCUUCUCAACAGAGUCACUCCGUACGGGGAGAAGAUCUACAUCACUCUCUCUGCUUAUCUAGAGAUGGAGAACUGCACUCAGCCGACGGUUAUCACCAAAGACUUCUGCAUGGUAUUUUACUCCCGGGACACAAAGCUGCCAGCUUCCCGCUCCAUCAGAAACCUCUUCAGCACAGGCUGCCUCCGGCCUUUGGAGAGUAACCGUGUCACUGGAGUUUAUGAAGUCACUCUGUGCUAUGUAGCAGACAAUGGAAGCCCAGGCAUGCAGCGCCGCCGCAGACGAGUGCUUGACACCUCGGUGGCGUACGUGCGGGGAGAGGAGAACCUGGCCGGGUGGAGGCCUCGCAGUGACAGCCUCAUCCUUGACCAUCAGUGGGAGCUGGAGAAACUCAGCUUGCUGCAGGAGGUGGAGAAGACCAGGCACUACCUGCUGCUGAGGGAGAAACUGGAGGCGACUCUGCAGGCGGGACAAGACGCACUUUACAAGAGCGGCGACAUCGGCGACUUUGCCAGGACUCCCUCCAUCACCAACAGUCCCGGCAGCGGCCCCGACAGCCCCAACCAGAGGCAGAGGGAGCUCGCUGCUAAGUGUCUGCGUCUGCUGAUGCACACCUUCAACAGAGAGUACAGCCAGGUGAGCAGCAGUGCCAGUGAGAGCAAGCUUUCUGAGAUGUCAGCAUCGCUCAUGAGAGAAGCAUCCUCGUCUACACUGAGCACGCUCACUCCCUCCUCCACCUGCCCCUCCCUGAUCGACGGACAUUACGACAGCAGACUCACUGAUCCUGGUUCGGGGGCAUCCACACCAGACCUGGACCCGUACAGCCCCGUGGACAGAAAGAAAGCUCUCAAAGGAUGCUCCUUUGUUCCUGACAUACAGGAGAUCCGUGUCAGUCCGAUUGUGUCAAAGAAAGGUUAUCUGCACUUCUUGGAGCCGCACGCCAGUGGCUGGGUGAGGCGUUACGUUGUGGUGCGCAGGCCCUACGUUUACCUGUACCGCAGCGAGAGGGACAGCGUCGAAAGAGCUGUCAUCAACCUUUCAUCUGCCAAGGUGGAAUACAGUGAAGACAAACAAACAUUACUGCGGACUCCGAACACAUUUGCUGUGUGCACUGAGCAUCGUGGGAUCUUAUUGCAGGCCACCAAUGACAAAGAGAUGCAUGACUGGCUGUAUGCUUUUAACCCUCUGUUAGCCGGCACCAUCAGGUCAAAGCUUUCCAGAAGAAAGUCGAUCCAGUCGGUCCCAUCUGCUCAGAGGAUGUGAGAGGUGAACCAGCCUGGAGGAAAACAAUACCCAUUACAAUCUAAAAGCUCAGCUCAGAAUCCUGCUCUAAUGAACUUCAACAUUAUAAUGAACCUAUCCUAUGUUAUGACUCUGCCUCUGUCCCAAAAAACAAAACAAAAAAAUCACUUGAUUGCUCAGUCAAAAAAAAACAAAAAAAAAAAACAUCCUUCGUCUGAUUUUACAGUCACCUCCUCGAACCCUGCAUGGUGUGCUCCUUUCUGUCCUGUAGAUGAAUUAAUGAGUAAAAACUAAACUCCCACACCCAUCGAUUAACUUACUGCAGCUGGGCUUCGGGACUAGGUCUUAUUAGCUGUCAUAUACAUAUAGGCGUAAGUUGAGGUUAGUAUCUAGCAAGCCCUUUAGGUCAACUAUCAGUACUGAAAAAGGUCCCAGUAGUAAACCAAAUGUGAACGAUUUAUUGGAUCUGGGAAAGAGUGAAGGGAGAACAUCAAAGCAGAUGUUUCUCUAUAUGGACUGAGUUAAGUGCAGAGAUGAUAGUUCCAUGUACAUCUACAGUACCAUACAGAUGCUGUACAUUACCUCAGUUUGGGUUGGUUUGGUGCCCUACAGCACAGUGUUUCACUGCAGAGGUUUCAAAUAGCAAAGGAAUAAAUUGUUAAUCAUCAUUUGAACACUUUAGUAGCAUGGGAAGGUAUUUGUUAGGACUAAUGGGUAAGCUGUUGUCUCUGUGUCAUUUUUUUUUGUAUUUGUUUUAUGAAAACUGAGUUUGUUGGCUUGACUAAGGCAAAAUAAUUCACAAUAAGGAGAGAUAACCUAUGUCCUUCCCUUGCGCUUGUAUAUGCUUAAACCCUAGCAGGUGUUAUCAUGAAAGAAAAUUUAUUAUCACUGUUGUGAGUUUUCUGCACUUUUUUUUUUCUUUUUGUGACAAGACCACUAACAGUUUUGUUGCAUGGCACUUUAUUGUUUUUUAUUGAAUUAACAUAUCACUUACUCUGUUGUUUUAACCAAAGCACUGUUUUCCCAUGAAUUGCUUUUUUUUUUAUUAUUGCAAAUUGCUGUUGUGUUAGCAGGCAGUUCUGAGGGACAACAGGCUUUUAAACCGAUAGUUCGACAGUUAUUGGAAUUCACUUUGAAAUACUCUCACGUGGGGUGAAGAUGCCAAGAUGAAUGUUGCUCUGAUGCUCAGAUGAGUGGUUAAGAAGACUCUCCAGGGGAGGAUUUGAAUGUCCCAAUGCAAAGUUAGGAGACAAAGGGAAUCAGAAAGCCUGGCUCUGGCACCAGUAUUUAAAACAGGCCUUAUUCUACCUGCGAUCAGUAAAAAAACAGCUAUCACUAGAGAAGGUUAAAUUCUUUUUUGCUCGCUUUGUAGAGGGCUAGCCUGUUGGUGUCCCUAGUGUUUUUGUGCUAAGCUAUUCAUGCCCUUGCUUCGGUCUCAUAUUUAACAGAGCGCUAUAGGAGAGAGUAAUCAGUCCGUUUGUUUCCUUGCACUUGGGUGAAGACCAACCACGAUACACCUUAGCUUGAUGCAGGACCUACAUAGCUUUUCUUGAACUCCUGGUAAGAAAAGAAAAAAGUAAAUGAUAUUUUAUAUGAAAAGAACUUUUAUUAUUAUGUUUAUUUAUUUAUUUAUUUAAUUUAAUCAAACAAGCACUUAUUCUGUUGGUUGUUGCCCAACUGACUUGCUGCAUCCAAUAAGUUAACUCUUUCCUCUUGUAGCUCAGUAGAAAGGCCUAAUUGGUGAUUGAUUGUGGACCUGUAAACAGUUGAGGGCAGUUGUUUUGCUCAGACAAAAGCAUUUUCCAUGCACCAGAGAGUGCCUCCCUUUCUUCACUUGUUUUUUUCUUUUCUCCCCCCCAUCAUCUUGAACAUUAACACUGAAGUUAAUAACACCAGUCCAAAGUUUCAAAUUUGAUGUGGAGUAACUUUAGAUGCUGUUUUCUUUCCCCUCAAUAAUCUAUGUUCAUAAUUUAGAGAAUAAAUAGUAUCAACAAUUCAUUAUAGUUACUAUCUGCAACAGUACAGAGUAUAUUUCAUUAUCAAGUGUCAAUGUUGCCUUUGUAAGCUAUCUCCUUGUUAGCUUUUGUACUAGCUUGUGGAUAUUCGGCAGCCCGAUGUGUUAGAGCUCAGUAUAGUUUGAUUGGUAUGGUGUUGUUCUGACUUUCAUGUCCAGGUAAUAUAUAUUGUUACUUUUAUCUUUCUGCACUAUACCAAGGUGGCCCCCCAAAAUUACUGUCAAAGCAAUAAAGGAGCAGAGUUAGGUUAUGUAGGAAAAAAAGUAAUGUUAGUAAUGUCAAUAUUCAAUUCUUCACCUACUGAGAUUGAUAUAACGUAUCUUUCAGAGGAAAAGAAAAUACCAACGGCAUGGUCAGUCAGCCAGUCAGCCUUUGCAAAGUUCCUCUGGUCUCUUUUCCGGCUUUUCCAAACUUGUUUGAAAAACCCGCUUGUGGUCAGAAAGCAGAAAAGCUGUAGGACCCUGUGUGCCACAGGCCAACCAACCUGUUGAGCAAUGCAGUGUUUUACAUGAAUUAUUUAAAAAAAAACAAAGAAAAGAAAAGCAUUCCUUAUUUAUUAAUUAUUUCGGAUACGUUUUUGGGUCAUCUUGGUAUAAUCGCCUUUAACAUGUCCAAGUAUAUACUGUGUUGUCUGCUGGUACAGAAGACAAAUGGAAAGUUUUAUUUCUAAGCUUUGAAAGCCUUUAUUAUCUUCUGUUACUUUAUUGCACAUAUGUACAAAGCAUCUUUAUGUAAUAUUAUUUUCUACCCUGGUGUUUUUGAAAUAUUUGGAAAAGAUGUUUUCAAAAAGAAAUUUUGGUCCUGAACUUAAGGAGAAGAGGAUUGGAGACAUAUUAGCUUCAACAUUUUAAAGCAGCUCAACUGCAUCAGAUUGCAUUAACUUUUUAGGUUACAAAAGAUAGUACCAAGGGUGUGACGAUAAAAACACUUUGUGAGACAGUUUCAGUGUGCUCAUUAAUCGUUGAAAGGUACACAAAUCUAUUUUUUGUUAUUGCUUUUAAACUGUCAUAUCUGUGGAUUAAAGCAUGUAAGUAGACGUGUCUUCAGCUGACCCCUGUCCCUCUCUCCUGCCUUACUGCUUGCUAAUGACAACAGCUUUCCACUCCCGAAGUGCUGCUUGUAAAGUAUUGUCAUUCUCGAUCCUUGUAACGAAUAACUGGAAACCUUCCUCUUGGCUCUGUCUUGUACAUAAAUGAAGAUUUCUGUGUUGGGUUUCAUCACAGACGAUUUAACUGUCCUUUCCUAUCUAUACCAUGAUGAAUAUGAAUAACGGACCUGCUGCUUCGUCAAGCGUCACCGCAGAGUAAAGAGUGUUGUUCAGGUACCAGAUUCGCGCAGCUGUUUCGUGUGGGGGAGAUCUUCACGUUGAACGAUCCCAGGUCUCUCUACUCUCGCUUGGAGCUGCUUGACAGAAGCAACGACAGGUUUCAGCCUGUGACAAAGUCUUAAUCUCAGUGCUCAUGUUUAUCUUUUGAGUGUUCUGGAAUUUUUUUCUCAAAUCUGUGGACACAUAACAAAAGUUGUCAAGAAAAAAAGUAAGGAAUAAAUAAAUGAGUGUUGAAAAU
Cololabis saira (Pacific saury) is the source of this 9101-nucleotide messenger RNA. It is a transcript of the gene kif1ab, whose product is annotated as kinesin family member 1Ab. Lineage: Eukaryota; Metazoa; Chordata; Actinopteri; Beloniformes; Belonidae. The coding region runs from base 431 to 5542 and encodes 1703 amino acids. Gene Ontology annotation, molecular function: ATP hydrolysis activity; ATP binding; plus-end-directed microtubule motor activity. Gene Ontology annotation, cellular component: axon; dendrite; microtubule. The transcript has 48 exons. The record is from RefSeq and is a predicted model, not a curated record. Gene Ontology annotation, biological process: cytoskeleton-dependent intracellular transport; vesicle-mediated transport; microtubule-based movement.